AUGGCGAGCGAAGACAACGGUCAAGAUCCUCCCAAGCGAGAUGUUCGCAACCACCUGCUCUUUGAGAUCGCAACUGAGGUCGCCAAUCGGGUGGGAGGUAUCUACUCCGUCCUCAAGUCUAAAGCUCCCGUCACCACCGCCGAGUAUGGUGAACGAUACACCCUGAUCGGACCGCUCAACCGAGCCUCCGCAGCGGUUGAGGUCGAGGAACUGACUCCAUCGAACCCUCGACUGAUUGAGACAAUCCAGUCCAUGAAAGAGCGUGGCAUUGAGAUUGUCUAUGGCCGCUGGCUGAUUGAAGGUGCCCCUCGUGUGCUACUCAUUGACACUUCAACUGGUUACAAGUACUUGGACGAGUGGAAGGGAGACCUGUGGAAUACGGCCGGAAUUCCCUCUCCCGCAGGAGAUACCGAAACGAAUGAGACCAUUGUGUUUGGCUACUUGGUAGCAUGGUUCCUGGGUGAAUUCAUCGCACACGAACGCCGCAAAGCAGUUGUGGCUCAUUUCCAUGAGUGGCUUGCUGGUGUUGCCCUUCCUUUGACGAAGAGGCGCCAUAUGGACCUAACCACGAUCUUCACAACCCACGCCACAUUGCUCGGUCGCUAUCUAUGCGCAGGGUCGGUGGACUUCUACAACAACCUGCAGCACUUUGACGUCGAUGCAGAGGCUGGUAAGCGUGGCAUCUACCAUCGAUACUGUAUCGAGCGGGCUGCAGCUCACACGGCCGAUGUCUUCACAACCGUCUCUCACAUCACUGCCUUCGAAAGCGAGCACUUGCUCAAGCGGAAGCCCGAUGGUGUGCUACCGAACGGACUGAAUGUGAAGAAGUUCUCAGCUGUCCAUGAGUUCCAGAAUCUGCACUCGCAAUCGAAGGAGAAGAUCAAUGACUUCGUUCGUGGGCAUUUCUACGGCCACAACGACUUCGAUCUCGACAACACUCUGUAUGUCUUUACUGCCGGUCGCUAUGAGUUCCGCAACAAAGGUGUGGAUAUGUUCAUCGAAAGUCUGGCGCGUCUCAACCACCGCCUCAAGGCGAGCGGAUCAAAGACAACGGUCGUCGCCUUCAUCAUCAUGCCUGCUCAGACUUCAUCCCUCACUGUGGAGUCGCUGAAGGGCCAAGCUGUCGUGAAGUCGCUUCGGGAGACCAUCCAUAACAUCGAGCAGGGCAUUGGCAAGCGCAUGUAUGAGCGCUCUUUGGCAUGGAAAGAGGGCGACAACAUGCCGGACGAGAAGGACCUGAUUACGAGUCAAGAUCGCGUUCUUUUGCGCCGUCGGCUUUUUGCCAUGAAGCGCCACGGCCUGCCGCCUAUCGUUACCCACAAUAUGGUUAAUGACCAUGAAGACCCAAUUCUGAACCAAAUCCGUCGGGUGCAGUUAUUUAACCACUCGUCGGACCGAGUCAAAGUGGUCUUCCAUCCUGAGUUCCUGAACUCCUCCAACCCAGUGCUGCCGCUUGACUAUGAUGACUUUGUGCGCGGCACCCACCUUGGAGUUUUCCCCUCUUAUUACGAGCCGUGGGGAUACACCCCUGCCGAGUGUACAGUGAUGGGCGUUCCUAGCAUCACCACCAACCUUUCUGGUUUCGGUUGCUAUAUGGAGGAAUUGAUCGAGAACUCGUCCGACUACGGUAUCUAUAUUGUGGACCGUCGCAUGAAAGGGGUGGAUGACUCUGUGAACCAGCUUACGGACUUUAUGUUGAACUUUACUCAAAAAAGCCGGCGACAGCGGAUCAACCAGAGAAACCGGACCGAGAGAUUGAGCGAUCUUUUGGAUUGGAAACGGAUGGGUUUGGAAUACGUCAAGGCCCGGCAGCUUGCUCUGCGGAGAGCUUACCCUUCGUCGUUUGAAAACGGAGAGGAUGUUUACGAUAUCAUCGGGGGCACAGAGCAGAAGAUCUCGCGACCCCUCUCUGUUCCUGGAUCCCCAAGAGACCGGUCUGGAAUGAUGACCCCGGGAGACUUUGCCUCCCUCCAGGAGGUCAAGGAAGGCCUCAGCACGGAGGACUAUGUUGCGUGGCGACUUCCGACCAGCGAGGAAGAAGAGCCAGAUGACCACUACUUCCCUCUUACUCUCCGAACGAAGAAAGCCACCGAUCGGCCUGCCUCCCCGCUCGACCGGCUUUCGUUGAAUGGUGAUGCAUGA
Molecule: messenger RNA, 2142 nt
Organism: Aspergillus aculeatus ATCC 16872
Lineage: Eukaryota; Fungi; Ascomycota; Eurotiomycetes; Eurotiales; Aspergillaceae
Product: glycogen [starch] synthase
Exons: 4
Coding region: 1-2142 (713 amino acids)
Biological process (GO): glycogen biosynthetic process
Cellular component (GO): cytoplasm
Molecular function (GO): alpha-1,4-glucan glucosyltransferase (UDP-glucose donor) activity
Source: RefSeq, a predicted model, not a curated record